UCAGUGUUUGUGUUUGAGUGCUUGUGUGUGUGUGUGUCGUCAUCCAUCAUCGAGUUCUGCAGCAGUAGCAGCAGCAGCGGGACAAGGAUACAGAAUACACAGAAAACGACAAGCGGGGCCGGAUUUAGACGCACUCUUCCCCCCUUUCAUUACUGCUGUAGCUGUGGACUCCUUCCAAACAAAACGGCCAUGAUCUUUCCCGCGACAUUGACGUCAGUGCCGGUGGCGCUGUUAUGCGCCCUGCUGGUGACACUGUGCUCGGCUGCCGGUUCACUGCCAGGCCCGCCAGCAAGCUAUCCGGUGUUCGGUACCAAGCGGUACACGCGCGGCAACCUGAAUCCCACGAGUGAGUAUGGCGGUGGCCUAUCCGGAGCGCUGGGACUUCCGGUGUACCAUCGCCCGGCGAGCGGACGCUACUACGAUGGUCCGCUAGCGUCGCCCCAGUACUUCCCAUUUGCACCGUACCAGCAGCUACAACCGUCGAGCAGCGAUUACUACGACGAUGCCGGCUACUAUGGUGAUGGAGCGCAGGGCUUCUACUAUCUGCCGCCACCUCCACCACCACAGCCACAACCGCAGCAUCGGCGCUAUCAGCGUAACAACGAGCGCUACACGUCGUACGGGCUGCCGACGUACCGGGGCGAGUAUAAACCGACCCCGUACUACUACGCACACGGUCCGAGCUACAGCUACACCGACGAUCACGAGUCCAGCAAUCCGCUAGACGAUCUGCACGAGGAGAUGCUACAGGAGGACGAACGAGAGCGGGCCCUGGAUUACUAUCCCGUCGGUCAGGAGCAAUGGUACGAGAGUCCGUCCCGUCCCGAUUCGGCCUUUCUGCGCAAUCUCAUCCUAUACAACCAGCAGCUGCAGAACUUUGGCCGAGGAACGCCAAUACAGCAGCAACAGCAGCAGCAGCAACAGCAGCGGUCAUUGCUUGACGGUUCCAAUGAGGAUGAUUUCGAGGAGUACGACGAGUCGGAACCGGACUACGAGUACGAAGGGGCCAUGGCCGAUCCCGAACCUGGCUACGAUAGCUACUAUGGAGCUGGCUAUGGAGCCCCGGAGCCGGCUGGUUUACGGUAUGAGACGAGCGGUAGUGGCUCUGCCUCUGCUUCAAGCAACCGUGACGCACUCAGCAAGCUAAGCAGUCUGCGCAACAGCAUGGCGAUGAACCAGAUCGACGACGAGGACGACGAGGAGGUGCAGGAACUGAAGUCAUUGAUCCACCAGCAGAAAAGCAGCCAGCAACGGCUACCACCGAUGUUUGUCGACAAGAUGGCGCCAUUCGUGCUCAAGAAUCAGCAGUACCCGGCACCACCGACAACAUCCAGUAGCUACCAAAAGCAACAACCGACGCAAUACCUAAUACAAAAGCAACAGCAACAACAGAAGCAAGUCCAAGAGCAGCUGCAAAGGCAACAGCAGCAGCAGCAGCAGCAACAGCAAAAGCAACAGCAGCAGCAGCAGCAACAACAACAACAGCAGCAACAGCAACAGCGGCAACAACUACUCCAACAACAGCAACAACUGUUUCAGGAGCAACAGCGGGAACAGCAAAGGCUGAAGGAGCUUCAGCUGCAGCAGCAGCAGAAGCAGGAGCGAGAGCUAAAACAGCAGCAACUGCUACGCACGCUGUCCAGCGACUAUCAGGCGGCGUACGAACCGACCGACAACUGGCAGAAAGACAGUCCCAGCUACAACGCGUACGACUACGACAACGAGUACGACGAUGACUCCUGGAGUCACUGGGAUCGGAAGCGUAACGUGCAACCGAAGAAGGCCACGUUCGCCAGCAAAACUACAUUGCCGGUGACGACGGCGACGACAAAAACGUCGAAAACGACAACGACGGCCAAACCAGCAAUUGCAGCAGUGCCAACCAGCACGACAGCGGCGCCGGUAACGAGCAAACCGGUGGCUCAUCAACCAGGCCAAAAGGAGGUCGUUCUACCGAGACCAACCAAUCCGCGAAACGCGUUCUCUGCCAGCCUACUGAACGCAGUCGAACCGAGCUCAGCACAUCAUCAGCUGCACCAGCAGCAGCAGCAGCAGCACGGAGUCCUGAAAGUAGACGAGGGUUCCAUGGCGAAGCAGAUGAAAUCCAGCAAGCUGUACGACACGAUCAAAGCCAUGGUCAACAUGCGCCAACACAUGGAGGAUGCCGAUCUACGCCAGCAGCUGGAACACCAGAAGCAGCUGGCGCACAUCCGUAAGCGGUUCGUUUCCAACGAAGAGUCACUCGUACAACAGCUGGAUGGUCUGAAGCGGUCUGCAUAAGCUAAUUGCGGUCAAGAUCUGCGAGGUCACUACUGGCCGAGUAAGUAAUUCUAUCCAAAAAGAAUGAGAAAGAGAGAAAGCGAGAGAGAGAGAGAGAGAGAGAGAGAGAGAGAGAAAGCUUGCUUUAGUUUGAUACGAGUCAGGGAUAGAACUUCUUUGGUCGGUUGAUUUAACGUUCUAAUUUUCAAAACUUCUGUCUGAUCUGUUGGAAAUUUCCAUUCAUUAUUGUACUUCAAGUACUUAUCUGCUCAAACACUAGUUUUCGAGGAGAAGAAUCCCUUGGUUCUCCCUUGGUCGCGUCGGGCCAGAAAGGCAAUUUUAUCGAUUUUACAAACAACAGGCAUCGAAUGGCCGGAAGGCACAGUGAAGCAUCAAACAGCCGAAUACUAUCUAAUUAAAGGAGAAAACAAAUGGAUAACCAAACACAAAAGCUGAGACUGAAAUUAUGUAAAUAGAGGAAAGUUAGCAGGAACUACUAUACAGACCGACUGUCGAAACAGUCAAACAAUACAUCUAUAUAUAUAUAUAUAUAUAUAUAU
Messenger RNA from Anopheles darlingi, 2819 nucleotides. RefSeq names its product histone-lysine N-methyltransferase 2D-like. The coding region runs from base 190 to 2280 and encodes 696 amino acids. The record is from RefSeq and is a predicted model, not a curated record. NCBI's taxonomy places the organism in Eukaryota, Metazoa, Arthropoda, Insecta, Diptera, Culicidae. The transcript is spliced from 3 exons.